Ixodes scapularis (black-legged tick) is the source of this 3271-nucleotide messenger RNA. Its product is annotated as furin-like protease 1, isoforms 1/1-X/2. The transcript has 14 exons. Gene Ontology annotation, molecular function: serine-type endopeptidase activity. Gene Ontology annotation, biological process: peptide hormone processing. Gene Ontology annotation, cellular component: trans-Golgi network; Golgi membrane. NCBI's taxonomy places the organism in Eukaryota, Metazoa, Arthropoda, Arachnida, Ixodida, Ixodidae. The coding region runs from base 1 to 2517 and encodes 838 amino acids. The record is from RefSeq and is a predicted model, not a curated record.
AUGGUGUUGGUUCUCUCGCAGGUUUUCGGAGACCACCACCACUUGCGGCAUCGGCGGAUAGCCAAGAGAUCGCUGUUACCGAGCCACGAGCACCAUAGGUCUCUGCAACAAGAACCCAACGUACGAUGGUUCACCCAGCAAACGCUGAAGCGUCGCUCCAAGCGUGACCUUACCCGAACCGUUCUCAACGACCCCAAGUGGCACGAGAUGUGGUACCUGAACCGCGGCAAAGCGCUGGACAUGAACGUGCAGCGGGUCUGGCAGCGCAACAUCACAGGCCGGGGCGUGGUGGUGACCAUCCUCGACGACGGACUCGAAAAAGACCACCCGGACCUCGUGGACAACUACGAUCCUCAAGCAAGCUGGGACAUGAACAACCACGAUCCGGAUCCGCAGCCAAGAUACGAUCUCGUGGAUUCCAACAGGCACGGGACGCGGUGUGCCGGCGAAGUGGCUGCGGUGAAGAACAACUCCAUUUGUGCAGUCGGCGUAGCCUUCGGUGCGGGCAUCGGAGGAGUGCGCAUGCUGGACGGGGACGUGACGGACAUAGUGGAGGCCCGGUCCCUGGCGCUGAACGACCAGCACAUCGACAUCUACAGCGCGUCUUGGGGCCCCGACGACGACGGCAAGACGGUGGACGGGCCCGGGGAGCUGGCCACGCGGGCCUUCCGGGACGGCAUCGAGAAGGGCCGGGGCGGCCUGGGCUCCAUCUUCGUGUGGGCCUCGGGCAACGGCGGCCGGGAGAGGGACAACUGCAACUGCGACGGCUACACCAACUCCAUCUGGACGCUGUCCAUCAGCAGCGCCACGGAGAACGGUCUGGUGCCCUGGUACAGCGAGGCCUGCUCCUCCACCCUCGCCACCACCUACUCCUCGGGCUCCACGGGCGAGAGGCAGAUAAUCACGACAGACCUUCACCAUGGCUGCACCUCCACACACACUGGAACCUCAGCAUCUGCUCCUCUGGCAGCAGGCAUCUGCGCUCUUGCUCUGGAAGCCAACCGUAAGCUGACGUGGCGAGACAUGCAGCACAUCGUCGUGCGAACAGCCAAGCCAGCCAACCUUCAUGCGAGCGAUUGGCUGAAGAAUGGCGUAAACCGCAAUGUGAGCCACUCGUUUGGCUAUGGCCUGAUGGACGCCGAUGCGAUGGUGAUGCUGGCUAAGCGAUGGGUCACUGCGCCGCCCCAGAAGAUGUGCAUGGUCAGGGCCCAGCCAAUGGACAAGCUGAUUCCGGCAAAGAGUCAUGUGGAGCUAAAACUGAAUGUGACCUGUGAAAAUGUGCGCUUUCUGGAGCAUGUUCAGGCGAAGGUGACCUUAUCUGCCACCAGGAGGGGGGACCUCCACAUCUACCUCACCUCUCCAGCGGGAACAAGGUCUACCCUCCUAGCCCAAAGACCUCUUGACAAUUCGCGCUCUGGCUUCCAAGCCUGGCCCUUCAUGAGCGUCCACACCUGGGGCGAGAGCCCCAACGGCGAGUGGAGACUCGAGAUACACAAUGAUGGGCGUUACUACGGCAAAGCUACGCUACGGGAGUGGUCCCUUAUCCUGUACGGAACGACGGAAGACCCAGACGCUUGGGUCGGAGCAACGCCGCAGGCACCCAAGUUGCCAGAGAAGGAGGGGCUACCGUCGCCACCGCCGACCGUGACCGCAAGCCGCAAGACGACGACGACGGCACCGAAAAAAGAGCAGACGACGACGCCCGCACAGCAGACGACCAAGACGUUCCCAGUGUACAAGCCCAUGAAGCCGCCGCCGUCUCUGGAACGACCGCCGAGCGAGCCCGUCGACUCUCUCGACAACUUCAUUCAUUCCGACCCCCGGCGCCCAGCCGCGGGUCCCCCAGGGCACCCCGUAGUGGUUCACGGGACCCGGGAGAACCCCGCCCGUGGCACUGCAGCGUCGGCGGCCGGCCCAGACGCGGCUCAGGGGGCCGCCGGUGCGCCGCCGUGCGGCCGCGCUGGACCCACGUGCAUAGAGUGUCCCUUCCCAAAGUACUCGUCCUGGGGCGCCUGCGUGGACAAGUGUCCUCCAGGCACGUACCCGACCCCGUCGCCGAUCCCGAUGGCGGACACGCAGCGAAGCACGCUGGCGUGCCUGCGCUGCCACUACUCCUGCAGGGCCUGCCACGGGCCCAACGACAACGAGUGCUCGUCGUGCUUCUCGGACGCCGACCUCGUGGACGGUGGCUUCUGCCAGCCCAAGGCCCUCCUCUCCAGGCUCAAUGCCGCCACGGUCUGGUACAAGGCCAUGACCGUGGCCUUCAUGACGCUCUGCGUCGUCAUCGUGUCCGUGACCGGCCUGGUGCUGGCCAUGCAGACGACAUGCCUCAGCUUCUGCUGCCCCGGCCGCCAACGGAGGGUGGACGGUCCCGGCGUCAAGGGUACGGCCAGGUACUCCGGUCUUCCGGUUCGUGCGGCGGCCUUCCCCGAAGACGCGCCGGGCAAGCCGUUCCGUGCCAACGACCAGACGAACAAGAAGCCCAACGUGAAACCGUAUCGGGACGAAGAUAUUUAAGUUUAGGAAGGCUGCUGUAUUCUAGCUGUGUUCUCGUCGUUUCGUCGAGACGUUGGUGGCUCCGAGGCGCGCGCGCGGUGAGGACGAGUGAAUGGUUUUGGAUCCCCCCCGACUGCGGACUCGGAAGUGAGGCUCAGGAAGUGUGAUUUGGUGAUGUCGAACCGUGACCUGUGUCUUUGGAGGAAGGAAGGAAGGAAGUGAGUGCGUGCAAACGACUUAAGGGACUUUAUUUUUUAGGUGCUAUAGUUGUAUCAAAGUUGUUUUUGGACCUCGAAGUAAGGGUAGGCAUCGUAAGUUUGUGUGGCGACGAUGCGGGAGGUGUGUCGUGUUCGAAGUGACUUAAAGAGCUUGAAGUUUAUUUCGAAAACUGCACCGUAUAGUUACAUCUUUGGAGAAAGCAGAUGAUGACAUAUAUGUCCUCUAUUUUUUUAUUCGAAGAGACGUACCUGUCUCUGUGUUUAGUCACGUGCUGACAAUCCUAUUAGACGCACCUGAGGCCCAGAUGGCAAUGCAACGUGCACGAUUGCAAUCUGCGUUUGAUUAAUUCCUUCAUUACCAUUUGUUUGAUUUUUUUCUAUUUUUGACACUGUUAUACUAGAAAUUUUUUAAAGUUCUAUUGAUGGUAUUUUUUUUCUUUCCAUUCCGUUGUUUUCUAGUCGCCCGUUGAAUUAACAUGUUUCGUGCAUUUCGGAAUACCAGCGUUUUUAUUUUCCACCCAUCGAUCAAUUAAAAGAAGAGUUGAUUGCCUGUCAAA